CAAGAGGCUGAGGCCACCGUGAUCUGUUUUUGUUUGUCCCGAAAGCAUUGGUACUAUGUGUGUUUGAUAUUCGGGUAAAAUCAAGACCGGAUCGCUUUGGAAAACUACUGGGCCUCAUUGUUUACCGGAUAAAGCACUGCUGAAGUUUAAACACGCCACUAGGAAAUGGAGCCCUUCACCUCGGAGACGGACUACCUCACUGAGCUGGACCCGCGAUCCUCUGAGCUGGACCCGUCCUCCGCUGGGAUGAGCCCUCGCGGCGCCGCCGAGCGGGCGCUGUUUUCGCCGGCACUGGGUUUCUCGGGUCGCGACUGGUUUGCCGAAUUACACCGGCGCCGCCAGUGCUGGGUGAGCUCGCUGCUGCUGGACGUGCCGCCGCUGCCGCCGACGUCCGGGCCGCUGAGACGCCCUGCGCAGCCCGACAGGAAGCCGUGGCUGAGCUGUGUCAGGCCCGGUGACAGCCUGUCGGCCGAGCUGCGCCGCCUGCGGAUGGAGUGUCACGUGGAGCCGGCGGCUGGCGGCGCUGCUACGGCUGCAGACGUGGACCGGGCCGUACUGAGACUGGAGUCGGCGCCAAAACGAGCGGAGCCGGUCCCUGGUGACGGCCGCGCCAGUCUGCCCGGUGACGAGCUGCUGUCAGAGCUGGAGCUGGAGCCGGACGGCGGCCUGCUGCCCAGCCGGCUGACGCUGCCCUGUCCGCUGCUGCCGCCGACCGACACCGGGCCGCCGCCGCUGCCGGCGCUGCCGCGCGCCGACCAGCUGCCCCUCAGGGACCUGCAGGACCCGCUGCUGGACGAGAGUGGUGGCCUGUUGUCGGACUCAGAACUGGCUGGCUGGGAGAGCUCGCUGGUGCCGCCGCCAGCCGCGCCCUGGGCGCCGGUCGAGCUGCCGCAGCCCGAGCUGGCGCCGCUGCCGCUGCCGCAGCUCCUGACGCUGACCGAGCUGCGCGUACCCAGCGGCGCGCCCGAGCCGCCGGCCGGCCAGCUGACGCAGCCGGGAGGGCAGCGGGACCGGCUCAGGAGCCCACUCCACAGCGACACACUCCCUCUGCACGGCACGGUGUCCGGAGUGACGCCGAUAAAACCUCUGCGGACCACCAGGCUGAGUCCACACCGAGCGGUGCUCACGCUUCGAAACAAGUUACAAAGUCGCUCAUGUCGGUUGAGGUUUCUUCAGAAGUGGUGCUGAGUAUUCAUGAGAGGGCUUCCGCGCAGCAUUGUGGUUCAGCGAAAAUUCGUGAGGCCACCGCAUGUCCCACUGAAACGGUGAUUAACACUGCUGCGAAUGCCCAAUCUGCCGACAUCUACAGGGUGUCCCAGAAUU
Molecule: messenger RNA, 1323 nt
Organism: Amphibalanus amphitrite
Lineage: Eukaryota; Metazoa; Arthropoda; Thecostraca; Balanomorpha; Balanidae
Exons: 5
Coding region: 166-1188 (340 amino acids)
Source: RefSeq, a predicted model, not a curated record